AUGUGGUCACCAGUGAUGGCAAAAUACAAUACAAGUUCUUUUGAAGGCUUCAUCCUGGUGGGUUUCUCUGACCGUCCCCACCUAGAAUUGAUCCUCUUUGUGAUUGUCCUCACCUUUUAUCUGCUGACUCUUCUUGGCAACAUGACCAUCAUCUUGCUCUCAGCUCUGGAUUCCCAGCUGCACACACCAAUGUAUUUCUUUUUGGCUAACCUCUCAUUCCUGGACAUGUGCUUCACCACAGGCUCCAUCCCUCAGAUGCUCUACAACCUUUGGGGCCCAGAUAAGACCAUCAGCUACAUGGGCUGUGCCAUCCAGCUCUAUUUUGUCCUGGCCCUAGGAGGAGUGGAGUGUGUCCUCCUGGCCGUCAUGGCAUAUGACCGCUAUGCUGCAGUUUGCAAACCCUUGCACUACACCAUCAUCAUGCACCCACGCCUCUGUGGGCAGCUGACUUCAGUGGCAUGGUUGAGCGGCUUUGGCAAUUCUCUCAUAAUGGCACCUCAGACAUUGAUGCUACCCCGCUGUGGGCACAGCCGGGUGGACCACUUUCUCUGUGAGAUGCCAGCACUAAUUGGCAUGGCCUGUGUAGAUACUAUGACCCUUGAGGCUCUGGCUUUUGCCUUGGCAAUCUUUAUCAUCUUGGCACCACUCAUCCUUAUCCUCAUCUCUUAUGCUUACAUUGCACGAGCAGUGCUCGGGAUCAAGUCGGCUGCUGGGAGAAAGAAAGCCUUCAACACCUGUAGCUCCCACCUAAUUGUUGUCUCUCUCUUCUAUGGUACAAUCAUAUACAUGUAUCUUCAGCCAGCAAACACUUAUUCUCAGGAUCAGGGCAAGUUCCUUACUCUUUUCUACACAAUUGUCACUCCCAGUGUUAAUCCCCUGAUCUACACACUGAGAAACAAAGAUAUUAAAGAGGCCCUGAGGAAGGUGCUGGGGAAAGGAAGUGCAGGAAGGAUAGCUCAAUUAGUGCUUAUUAGACAGAUUAUCUGA
Molecule: messenger RNA, 987 nt
Organism: Cynocephalus volans (Philippine flying lemur)
Lineage: Eukaryota; Metazoa; Chordata; Mammalia; Dermoptera; Cynocephalidae
Product: putative olfactory receptor 2W6
Exons: 2
Coding region: 1-987 (328 amino acids)
Biological process (GO): G protein-coupled receptor signaling pathway; detection of chemical stimulus involved in sensory perception of smell
Cellular component (GO): plasma membrane
Molecular function (GO): G protein-coupled receptor activity; olfactory receptor activity
Source: RefSeq, a predicted model, not a curated record